UUCAUGUUGUUAUAUUGAUAUGAAUAAAUUUCUGAACCUGUUUUUUUUUUUCAACUUUGAUGCGUUACCAUUGUUUCUUUCCACGUAUUAACAUAUGCCCACCAACUGUUUGAUAAAAUGACUGACCCAAGAUGCAUCACUCUUUAUGCUCCUAGAGCGGAUCACAUGAUUUUUCAAGAUAUACUAAAAAACCUUGUACGCUGCAAUGACAACGGGCACAAGCACACAAGCUCCAACAAAUCUUGCAUUUGAGGCAAUAGCACGAAGAGAAGCUUUCGAGCGUCAAUUACAACAGCAGAAGAACAAAAAUACUAAUAGAUUUCUAGAAAAGAACAGAGUUAAAGGUUCUGCCAAUUUGAAUCGAGAUUCUGCACCGUCCACAAAUGCUGCAAGUACUCCGUCCAAGAAAGGCAAAUACUCUUUCACAUGGAAAACUGCUACACGAGACGCGGAAGCAAAUCAUCCUAUAUAUCUUCCACUCUCCCACCCGGUACAUGAAAAAUUAGCAGUGCCAAAUCUUGAGGCAAAUGUGGUGGACAAGAUGUUGCACGAACUUUUCCAGAGUGGCGAUUCAGCCCAGAAUUACCUGCAAGGAUCUAAAAAAAUGGAAAUUGAUAAUCGGGUCCCGCUUGAUAAUAAAGUACAAAACCGCAACGUGGAACUUUCAAAAGUUUUACGAAGCCACUCAAAGAGAUCUAAAAAGCACAUGUCCAUGAAACAACACAAGAAAAUCGGAUCAUUAGAUUUGCCUCAAGAUCUCCAUAAGUUUGAAUUGUUUCAACCGAUGCAUGAAAUGUGGAAAGAUUACAUGACCCAACUUUUAAAAGGCGCUGAGAAAAGUCAAAUGCUCAAAUGUCUUCUCAGUGCCGAUCUUCACGGUGCACAUAUUCUAGUUGUAGAAUGUAAAAUGGCUUAUUUCAAGGGGGUGAGUGGGAUCAUGAUCCGUGAAACCGCUGAGACAUUUGGAAUAAUCACAAAAGAUAAUAAAUUAAAAGUUGUGUUGAAGAAGAUUUCUGUAUUUAUGCUGCAAGUUGAUUGUUGGAAGAUUACACUGCAAGGUGAUAAGUUGACUUCCAGGAAAGUCGGUCAAUGAUUGGACAAAAUUGAUUUGUCAACUGAUCUUUUUGUCAACUUCAUAGGAAGGCGGUUUAACCUAUUUCGAGUCCUCAAGCUAAGUUUUAGUUCCUGGUAUUUUUUAUAUAUUUUUAGCAUAACAAUUAUCAUCUUUAUUCAAUGUUUUUUGUAAUCAGUUUCUUGUCAUUUCACAUUGAUAUUUAAGGAAAAAAAUUAUACUAUUAA
This is a messenger RNA of Helianthus annuus (common sunflower), 1299 nucleotides long. RefSeq names its product ribonuclease P protein subunit p29. The record is from RefSeq and is a predicted model, not a curated record. The transcript has 9 exons. The coding region runs from base 206 to 1093 and encodes 295 amino acids. Gene Ontology annotation, biological process: rRNA processing; tRNA 5'-leader removal. Gene Ontology annotation, cellular component: ribonuclease MRP complex; ribonuclease P complex. Gene Ontology annotation, molecular function: ribonuclease P RNA binding. NCBI's taxonomy places the organism in Eukaryota, Viridiplantae, Streptophyta, Magnoliopsida, Asterales, Asteraceae.